AUGCCUUCCUCAGGCAUUAUCGUCAUCGGCGCGGGGGUCACGGGCCUUACGGCAGCAACGCUCCUGCAGCGAGAAUAUCCCAACAUUGCGAUCACGAUCGUCGCGGCAGAAACACCCAGCACAUCGCUGGACGGCCACCCCAGUGCGGACUACGCUUCCAUGUGGGCGGGCGCGCACUAUCGACCUGUCCACCCGCUCACGACACCACAGCUGCAAUUCGAGCAUAAACUGGCGAUGCACACCGCGGAAAUCAUGCGCCGCAUCGCGCGCGAGAACCCUGAGGCCGGCGUCGCGGAGAUGCCUGCGUUGGAAUAUUUCGAGAAUCCUCCGCCUGAACUCCUCCGCCUGAAAACAGGGGACGUGUACGCAUGGCCGCGCGAUGGGUUUCGCGUUCUCGAGCAGCAGGGCUUACCCCAGAACGCGGAAUGGGGAUGUGAAUAUCAGAGCUAUUGCAUCAAUGUGCCGGUGUAUUGUGGGUGGCUGAUGGAUCGCUUCGUCGCAAGAGGCGGGAGAGUCAUCCAACGUCGCCUGUCGUCUGUAGGUGCAGCAUUUGACUGCGCGCGAGAGGAUGGCGUGGGAGGGAAUUCACUCGUGGUGAACUGCUCGGGUCGCAACUUCGACGCAGACUCCAAAGUCAAGAUUAUACGGGGCCAGACCGUGCUGGUCAAACAGCAAUACUACCGCACUGUUACUUGGCAGAGCGCAGAUGGGACGUGGGCGUUCUUGAUCCCUCGACCGAAUGGUGGAGGGACCAUCGUCGGCGGGACAAAGGAAAUCGAUGAUUGGGAGUCAGCACCCCGCAAUGAGACAAGAGAACGGUUGUUGACAAGGUGUGUUGAGUCGUUUCCCGAUUUUGUGAAGACCGUGGAGGAAUUCGGGAUUUUGAAGGACAAUGUCGGGCGCAGACCGUGGAGGGAGGGCGGCUAUCGGUUUGAGAUUGAGCAGAUCGCUCCUGAAAAGACCAUCGUCCAUGGAUAUGGCGCAGGAGGCCGCGGUUAUGAGUUGAGUUGGGGCGCCGCUGGCAAAAUCCUUGAGCUUGUUAAGGAGGUUCUUGGUGGGAAGGCGAAGUUGUGA
Cladophialophora carrionii CBS 160.54 is the source of this 1074-nucleotide messenger RNA. RefSeq lists its product as uncharacterized. NCBI's taxonomy places the organism in Eukaryota, Fungi, Ascomycota, Eurotiomycetes, Chaetothyriales, Herpotrichiellaceae. Gene Ontology annotation, molecular function: FAD binding; D-amino-acid oxidase activity. The transcript has a single exon. The coding region runs from base 1 to 1074 and encodes 357 amino acids. The record is from RefSeq and is a predicted model, not a curated record.